Molecule: messenger RNA, 447 nt
Organism: Equus quagga
Lineage: Eukaryota; Metazoa; Chordata; Mammalia; Perissodactyla; Equidae
Product: lysozyme-like protein 1
Exons: 4
Coding region: 1-447 (148 amino acids)
Molecular function (GO): lysozyme activity
Source: RefSeq, a predicted model, not a curated record
AUGAAGGCUGCCGGCAUCUUGGCCCUGAUUGGCUGCCUGGUCGCAGUCACCGAGCCUAAAGUCUACACUCGCUGUAAACUGGCAAAAAUAUUUUCGAGGGCUGGCCUGGACAAUUACCGGGGCUUUAGCCUUGGAAACUGGAUCUGCAUGGCAUACUACGAGAGCCACUACAACACAACGGCUCAGACUGUCCUGGAGGAUGGGAGCACUGACUAUGGCAUUUUUCAGAUAAACAGUUUCACGUGGUGCAGAAGUGCGAAGCUGCAAGACAAGAACCACUGUCAUGUUGCCUGCUCAGCCUUGCUCACUGAUGACCUCACAGAUGCGAUUAUCUGUGCCAAGAAAAUUGUUAAAGAGACAGAAGGGAUGAACUACUGGCAAGGCUGGAAGAAACACUGUGAAGGCAAAGACUUGUCUGAGUGGAAAAAGGGAUGUGAAGUUUCGUGA